ACACACAUACACGAGCCAGCUAUAAAUAGGGCUGCGCGCAACGCACUCUUCGACAUUUUCCCCAAAAUCAAACGAAACCCUCAACCGGGCAAGAUACCGUGGGAAAACCACCGGCUUACUUUUCAAUAUUCACUCUAUCUUGCCACAAUCUUAGAUUAUUGUACUGUAGUGUAUAGGCAUAAUUAUGCGUUUUGGUGGAUUUUACGUUAAACACGUCAUUGUGGCAGCGGUGUGCUCCUUGCUGGCAACGGGGACGCUGGGGUCCCCCGUGGUGGUGCCAGAACCGAUCCGAUGUUCCCCGUGUACUCCGGAGAGGCUGAGCCAGUGUCCGCCGGUGGAUCCUGGGUGCGCUGAGGUGCUGCGGGAGCCCGGCUGUGGAUGCUGUCCCGCCUGCGCCCUCACGGCGGACGAGCUGUGCGGCAUCUACACGGCCCCGUGCGGCUCCGGACUCAGGUGCACCCCGAAACCGGGGGACCCCCGACCGCUGCACUCUCUCACUCGAGGACAAGCGGUGUGCACGGAAAGCUCCGAGCCGAAACCGACACCGGAGCCUCAGACGCAAGAUCAGGGAGAGCAAGAGGCUGAGAUGGAGAAUGUGGCCGUGGUCUCGGACCCCGGCUUCAGUUACUACCUCCCCGGCCAGAGCAAACCAUACGACCCGAGGGUGGCUGCCGACGCCCAGGAGAGCAUGAAGGCCAAACUCGUCGCCAUCCGCAAGAAAUUAGUCGAGCAGGGGCCUUGUCAUAUUGAGUUGCAAAGAGCCUUGGAGAAGAUUGCCAAAUCCCAACAGAAAUUAGGAGACAAACUGACCAGAUUCUACCUCCCCAACUGUGAUAAACACGGGCUUUACAAACCCAAGCAGUGUGAAUCCUCUCUGGAUGGUCAAAGGGGACGGUGCUGGUGUGUAAACUCCUGGAAUGGCAAGAAGAUUUUAGGCUCCACCGAUCUGCCGGCGGAAUCCGAGUGCUCUUAGAGAGAAGCGCAUCUUCCCAAAGAAAAAGAAGCAAGCCACUGAUUUUCCAUUUUGAUAGCUGUUUAUUUAUUGACCUGGUCCUUGGUGGUGUUUUAAUCAGGUACACUGUCAUUCUGGGACUGCCAUCACCCCCAUUCCUUCUGAAACACCUUUCCCAAAGAGAAGAGGAACAUAAUCUAUUUUAUUUUUCUGAAUGGAGAUUUUAUUAUUGAUCCAUUUACUUUACACUUUAUUUAUUUCAGUUGGGUUGAAUUUUGCUGUUUUGUGUAAUUAUUAUUAUUAUUGGUAUUUAUAUUUUUGUGUGUUUUUUUUUAAUGGGUGUUUUAUGUGUAUAUAUUUAUAUUGGCCCUGACUAACUCCAUCGCCGAGUUGAGCUCGCUCUACCGUUUAGUGGUCUGGAGGUUUGGUUUGUGACAAACCAAGCAAGAAUGAAAGCACUGAGUAUCCAAAUGUCAAUUAUUGUUGUUGUUUUUUUUAAUAUAUAUAUGUAUUUUUUUCACAUUGCUGCCAUGUAAAUGUCAUUCAUACAUUACCUGAUGUGACUCACCAUCAGCUGUUUUGAGUGACUGCUAAACUUGUCGGAUUUCAACCAUUACAGUCUCAGAAAACCUUUCCCACAGUUCCAUGUGGUGCAGAUAGUAUGACAGGUUGGUGUCUCGUAAUGCACCUCCACUCAGACGGGUAUUUCAACAUUUACCUACCUCUAGUAUUUGUGUCCUCUCUCAAUUGUGUUGAUGUGUCUGUCGACAAAAACGUGCUAUUCUACCUUGUAUGUUGCUGUUCUCUCUAAUUAAGAACACAUGACCACAUUAAGAAGUCCCACAGUUCAACCAUAAUGUGGUUCACAAGUGGCGCCUCUGUUCUGAUCUACAUGCUGCUGUUGGAGAGUAUUGUUUAUAUCUAUUCCAAAGAGACUAACUGCUCGCUCACUUUUGUAAUUGAGAUGUAAUGUAAUAAAAAAGGUGAUAUAUUUAAUAAAAACAUUACUUAACCCCA
Molecule: messenger RNA, 1969 nt
Organism: Corythoichthys intestinalis (scribbled pipefish)
Lineage: Eukaryota; Metazoa; Chordata; Actinopteri; Syngnathiformes; Syngnathidae
Gene: igfbp1a
Product: insulin-like growth factor binding protein 1a
Exons: 4
Coding region: 185-973 (262 amino acids)
Biological process (GO): regulation of insulin-like growth factor receptor signaling pathway
Cellular component (GO): extracellular region
Molecular function (GO): insulin-like growth factor I binding; insulin-like growth factor II binding
Source: RefSeq, a predicted model, not a curated record